GCCAAGCCAUAAAGCCCUCCAAAUCCUUCAUUUUCCAAAGCUAAUCUAUGCUAUAUAAAUUAUAACCAAAGUAUUCAUAUGCAUUAAUCAAAUCAACCACAUUCCUUACAAUAUACAGCCAACAAACAGGAAAAAAAAAUAUGGACAAAUUCUUCUUGGUUUCUUUACUCGGUUUGCUUAUAGUGGCGAAUGGAGUUUCAGGAAGCAUGAUGUGCGACAACAACUUUGGCAUGCUAGAAGAACUCAACAACCUCGACACAGAGGAAGAUUAUGAGGUAGAAGAACUUUCUGACAUACCUUCAUGGACAAGUGAACGCGGCGGAAAAGUUCUUGUGAAUAUUGAUAGCUUUGGUGCUGCAGGAAAUGGAGAAACUGAUGAUACUGAGGCUCUUCAAAAAGCAUGGGGAGUUGCUUGUUCUACACCAAAAUCUGUUCUAUUGAUUCCAAAAGGACGCCGUUACCUUGUUAAUGCGACGAAAUUCAUAGGGCCUUGUAAAGACAAUCUAAUCAUCCAGAUUGAUGGAACACUGGUUGCUCCGGAAGAUCCAAAGAACUGGGAUCCAAAACUUCCACGCGUUUGGCUCGAUUUUUCUAAAUUGAAGAAAGCUGUUUUCCAAGGCUCUGGAGUUAUCGACGGCUCAGGAAGUAAAUGGUGGGCAGCAUCUUGCAAAAAGAACAAGACUAAUCCUUGCAAAGGUGCACCAACGGCACUAACUAUCGAUACAAGUUCAUCUAUAAAGGUUAAAGGACUAACUAUCCAGAAUAGCCAACAGAUGCAUUUUACGAUAUCGCGAUGCGAUUCUGUUCGAAUUUUAGGAGUUAAAGUGGCGUCACCAGGAGACAGUCCAAACACUGAUGGAAUUCAUAUUAGUGAAUCAACAAAUGUCAUUGUCCAAGACUGCAAAAUUGGAACAGGGGAUGAUUGCAUUUCAAUUGUGAAUGCUAGUUCUAAUAUCAAAAUGAAGAGAAUUUUUUGUGGACCGGGACAUGGAAUCAGCAUUGGAAGUCUUGGUAAAGAUAACUCAACUGGUGUAGUCACGAAAGUGAUUUUGGAUACAGCAUUUCUAAAGGGGACUACCAAUGGUCUUAGAAUUAAGACUUGGCAGGGAGGUGCAGGAUAUGUCAAAGGGGUACGCUUUCAGAAUGUGAGGGUGGAAAAUGUAUCAAACCCCAUUCUUAUAGAUCAAUUUUACUGUGAUUCUCCAACCUCAUGUCAAAACCAGUCAUCAGCAUUGGAGAUAAGUGAGAUAAUGUACCAAAAUGUAAGUGGGACUACAAAUAGUGCUAAGGCCAUUAAAUUUGACUGCAGUGACACUGUUCCAUGCAGCAAUUUAGUCCUUAGCAAUGUUGAUUUGGAGAAACAAGAUGGCACAGUUGAAACAUAUUGUCAUUCAGCUCAAGGAUUUGGAUAUGGUGUGGUUCAUCCUUCAGCUGAAUGCCUUAAUUCCAGUGAUAAAACUUCUCAAGAUGAUGAAUCUCAAUCUAUUAUUUCUGAAGAUGAUUAUACCCGUCACACCGAACUAUAGUUAAAUUACAUCUCGAUACGCAUGCCUUAUACAAUAACUCUUUCCUUAGAAAUCGGAGAGUUAAAGAUAUAAAAAAAAAAA
Medicago truncatula (barrel medic) is the source of this 1607-nucleotide messenger RNA. RefSeq names its product probable polygalacturonase At1g80170. Lineage: Eukaryota; Viridiplantae; Streptophyta; Magnoliopsida; Fabales; Fabaceae. The transcript has 9 exons. The record is from RefSeq and is a predicted model, not a curated record. Gene Ontology annotation, molecular function: polygalacturonase activity. The coding region runs from base 141 to 1526 and encodes 461 amino acids. Gene Ontology annotation, biological process: carbohydrate metabolic process.